Paramormyrops kingsleyae is the source of this 3625-nucleotide messenger RNA. Its product is annotated as tetratricopeptide repeat protein 24. The record is from RefSeq and is a predicted model, not a curated record. Lineage: Eukaryota; Metazoa; Chordata; Actinopteri; Osteoglossiformes; Mormyridae. Gene Ontology annotation, molecular function: protein binding.
AUUGUUAUUAUUGUUAUUAUUAUUAUACAUUUUACAAAUAUGUUGCGAUUUAUUUAUGAUAAACAGCCUUUCUUUACUUCUUUUUCUUAAAAUGAGUAUUACGAGUAAAUUUGACAACUAUUCCAAUAUAAUCGAAGAAACUCAAUGAAAUAUAUACAAUCAAUAAUAAUGAUCAUUGUAAUUUGAAUGGAAGGAUGGAUGGAUGUGCCUCUGUGUGUGUGGGGAGGCGUAUUUAGCACGUUGUGGAGUCUUGGAGACCAUAUAGUAAAACCUGUUACUUUUUACCUUGUGGGCACAUUUUCACGUCCCCAUAAUAUAAAUCUCAAUUUCAUGAAAAUUUCAUGAAAAUCUGUGAAUGCAAUCAAAAAUAACAUAGCCAAAAUUGUGAGGCUACUUAUGGUUAAGGUUAAGACUAGGUUAGGGUUGGGGUUAUCGUACUUAGCAUUAAGGGUUUUACCCAUAGAAAUCAAUUGAGAGUCUCUAAUAGGAAUAUAAUAUGAACUCUGCGUCUGUGUGUGUCUGUGUGUGCAUGUGACGUACUGGCAUGUGAUGACACGUGAUGAUAGAUUUAUUUUAUCAGGGUAGAAAAAAUCGUUUGUUUGUGUUAUAUUGUUAUAUACGAAGGCUGCAGAUUUAUCACUCGUUUAUGCUCAGGUAAUUCUCCACAUUAAAGGGGCGUGUAUUUCAGGGUACCGGGUAGGUGGAUUAAGAGGGGGGGGCAUGUUAACUAGCGUCCCAGUUGCCUAGCAACGAAGCCGAGGUGAAUUCCGUGUACAUCUUGAACAUGAUUCCCAUUAUGGAGGCAGACGACUGAGCAGUAAACUGAAGUUACCUUAUUAACAUUAAGAUUAUUAGUAACGCCACUUUGGAAAACAUUGUUCAUACCGGGUGUUGUACGCCUAAUAUUAGCUAGCUGAGUCGAGCAGAGUGGAGAAACUGAGAUGGCAGCAUUUGAACUACAAGUACAAUAGACAAUUCGGUACCAUGGCAUCUGAAGCACUAGGCCUUCCCCAUGACGACCUCAGGAGAAAUGAAAGACGAGCAAAAGCCGGAAGCGGACACGGGCCCACAGUCCCAGCUGGUGCGGGACAUUCAGGGGCUGACGGCAUCUGGGCACGACUCCUUGGUUCAGAGAAAUUGUGUGAAAGCAAUUGACUGCUUUAAGAAGGCCUUCAAAGCUUCGCUGGCACUGAAAGACUCCCGAGUACAGCGAGCUUGUGCUUUCAACCUGGGCGCAGCCUACGUGGAAUCAGGCAAGCCCCAGAAGGGCCUGGACUACCUGAGGCGUGCCCAGCCUGGUGAGGGGGGCGAACGGAUAGCAGACCUCCAGUUCAACCUGGGCGCCGCCCACGAGGGCUUGGAAGACCCAGGCAGGGCAGCCAAACACUAUCUGAAGGCUGCUCAGCUUUACCGCUCCCAGGGAGAAGGGGGCAGCGAAGGGGAUGCCUGUAUGAAGCUCGGCCAUUGCUACCUCCUCGUCCAGGACUGGACGCAGGCAGCUGAGAGCUUCCAGCGAGCUGGGGAAGGCUACCGACUUGCAGGCCGGCCGGACGCAGCGGCUCCGGCUCUGAGGGAAGCCGCCGACACCAUGCUCCGGGGUGACGCCUUCACCACCGAUGACAUCAUCGGGACGCUCACCGAGUCGCUGGAACUGAGUGUUGGCGUUGGAGAAGAAGAGACACUGGGUAAGCUGUACAAUGACUUAGGCCUGAACUUCACUCAGCUGAAGCUGUUCCCAGAAGCAGCAGAGUGUUUUAACAGGGCGCUACCGCUGGCCCAGGGCAGGCCUUGCAGGUUGGCUGCUGUGCUACAGAACCUUGGCGCCGUCCAAAACACACUGAGCCAGUACCAGCAGGCUCUCGAGUACCACCAGGAAGCUGCAGCCCUACAUGGAUCCCUGGGCAGCCGCAGUGCUCAGGGUCAGUGCUUCAGUAACCUGGCGUUUGCCCUCAGUCAGCUGGGGAAACUGGAGGAGGCGGCAGAGAACUACCUUCACGCCCUGCAGGCCUUCAAAGACACAGAUGAUCCCCAGGGCCAGUGGCAGGCCUGCGAGGGAAUGGGGACAGUUUGGUCACACCUAGGAGACCCAGAGAGGGCCAUACUGUACUAUAAGCAGGCACUGGCGAAAUGUAAGGACUGUCCCAGCUCGGUGCAGGAGCGCCUUGUGGAUAAGCUGGCCAGCUCCAUCCAGGACAGACUAUCCCUGCAGAGCCAGAUGACCUAUGAUAGGGGCCUCACCCCUGCUCAGCCUCAGCGAGUUCUCAGUGAGGAAAGGUCCAUCCUACAUCACGGCCCACAAGAUAGGAUCCUCCACAAGCAGCCGUCACUGAGGACCACAGGUGUGACCUCUGCCAAGCAGUCAGAGCCCCAUUGGUCAAGAAGAGACCUUCAAAUUCACAGGCCGGAACUCCAGACUAGGAAAGAGAUUCCCAACGGGUUCAUGGUGAGGGACAAUUCCCUGGGGGUGAUACCCAACGGCACAGUCCCAGAGCGAUGGCGGGAUCAGCGGGUCCUGGGUGCCGCUCGGCAGGACUGGGAUGGCAAAGCCCCUCCCCUGGCGACAGACCCGCGGGUUAGGGGGCCACAUCCAGGGCUGCCCAAGGGUCACACGGCAUUGCACGAGGCCAACAGGAAUCUAAACAACACCUAUUUGAAGCCAGUAUCCCGCUACCAAGGUCCAGAAUACCCAGAGCCUAAUGCCACCCAGCACAGAGGGCACUUGUACAACCCUGUUGAGCUGAAAACAACAGAGGUGAACAGCAAUACCUUCUUGGGGCGGAGUUCAGAAACACAUGUCACUAAAAGCCUUGAAGAAGAGGAAACCACGCCCUUACACCGGAAGUGGAAGUCGCAAGUUUGUCUCGUCAUGUGACUUUACCAAGACUGGACAUUUCACAUCAAUGUGUGGAUCGUGAUGUUUCAGCUGAAUGCACUAAAGUCACCUGUAAAUAUAUCUUCUCAGAAGCUACUAUUCUACUACUGCUCCACUAAUACUGAACUGGAAAAAAUAUAUUUCGGUUACAGUAUUAAUCAUUUUCAGAACAAAAAGCUGUUCAGUUUGAUAAAAUAAAUCUUGGUUUAUUAAAAUAAUAACUACGAAAAAUGCCUGCGUAGUCAGGUUUCUAGUUUGAGUCCUCAAAAUAAUUUUGCUACUGUACCUUUGAGAAAGGUUAAAAGAUUUAUAAUGUCUUAAAGGAUAAAAUGUAAAAAAAAAUGGCCUAAGUAAUUUAGAAAAUAAAAAAAAGCAAUCAUUUUAACAACAAAGUAAAAGAGCACAAUGGAUGGUGUAAUUAAGCGAAUAUUGUUUAAUGUUAUUUCACAGUAUGCUCCAAUUCAAUAUUGUAUAUUAUUUUAAUUAUUGUAGUAAUUAUUACCUAUAGUUUACGUUUUAAUUUUGUGUGAUUCCGUAUUAAUAUACAUAAUUUGUCAACAGCUUGUUUUAAUGUUAUUUUUUAUCCCCAAAUAUAAAACACGUAGCCUAGGUGUCUGUAUCGACACAGUCGCGGUCCAAUUAAUUAAAUGAAAAAUGCAGUUGCAAAGCUAAACUGGUAGGCUACCCAUAACGGUCUAUUGACACUGAGAAAGAAAAAUGUCUUGAUUGUCCCCAUAAAAUGACAACACUGUG